GGAGAAUCACCGCUGAACGCGCUCGCGGAGCUCCAAAAAACGCCCCUCUAACAGAGAGAGCGCGCGCGCGCGCCUAGUGACGUCACGCUCCACCGGCGGCGGGGUCCUGAAGUCGGUAACGACUCGAACACAGUUAAACAAGUUCAGAGACGUCGACGGAGCUGUUGCGACUCCUGGCGCGUCACCGCUCACACAAACGGGAAUAAUUUCGGGUUGGCGCGGAGCACGAAAGGAGCGCGGGGCGUCGUUCGCGAGACUCCCGCCAUGGAUCGGAGACUUUUAACGGUUCUUCUGCUUUCUCCCGUUAUUUUAUCGAUCUCAACCGGAGCAGAUCAAGAGUUUCAAGAUGACUGUCUCUCGGAAAAGUCGUAUACGGAGUGCGGCUACAGUCAAGGCAAAGAUGACGACUUUGACUGGGUGCAGAUGAACACCAAUCAGAAACCGUCAUCAGACCUCUCGGUACCAUCAGGUUCGGCGUUUAUGAUGGCGAACACUUCUGGAAGAUUGCUUGGACAGAAGGCCCAGCUCUAUGUCCCUCAGUUCAAAGAGAACGACACACACUGCGUCAUAUUCCAGUAUUAUGGAGCCAGUCGAGAAGGUUCGAGCCACGGACAGCUCUACAUCUAUGUUAAAGAGAAUAACAGUCCUUUGGGCAUCCCGGUGUGGAACUCAUCAGGACUGCCGCUUCAGAAAUGGCAGGAGGUGGAGCUCGCCAUCAGCACCUUCUGGCCCAAUUUCUACCAGCUGGUGUUUGAAGUUGUGUCAUCAGGUGAACGAGGUUUGUUGGCCAUCAAAGGAAUCUCUCGUCAGGGGCAUCAGUGCAUGAACACACCUCAUUUCCUGCACAUUAAAGGUGUGGAAGUGAACGCCAGACAGACGGCCACAUUUCAGUGCACCAUUAACGGACAACCCAAAGAUCACAUCAACUACAAACUCUGGCUACAGGGCAUCGGAGGACGUGAGGCACCAAUGAAAGACGCCAAACCUGUGAACUCCAGACGCUACACGGGCACAUUUGAUAUUGUCAACACCACGAAGGGAGACUCGGGUCGGUAUCGUUGUAUCGUCCAAUCUGAUAAAGGAGUGGGAGUGUCCAGUUACGGCGCUCUGGUGGUGAAACAGCCUCCAAUCCCCAUCGCUCCCCCUCAGCUGACCGCCGUGGGCGCCACCUACCUGUGGAUCCAACUCAACGCCAACUCCAUCAAUGGCGAUGGCCCCAUCAUCGAGAAAGAGGUGGAGUACCGCACGCUCUCCGGCAGCCUCAUCGACAACCAACCCGUCGACAAAUCAAACCACAAGAUCGGUCACCUGGACCCUGACACCGAGUAUGAGAUCAGCGUCCUCCUCACCAGACCAAACGAGGGAGGUACCGGAGCUCCAGGACCGCCGCUCAGAGCCAGAACCAAGUGUGCAGACCCGAUGCACGGCCCUCGUAAACUGCAGGUGGUGGACAUCAAAUCGAAGCAGUUCACCAUUCGCUGGGAGCCGUUCGGCUACAACGUGACGCGUUGCUAUAGCUACAAUCUGACAGUGCAGUACCGUUACAUGGCGAACGGCAAAGAGGAGACGAGGGAGGAAAUGUGUUAUGAUAUUCUCAGUGUGUCGCCGCAGCACACGAUUCAUAACCUUCCGCCGUACACCAACGUCAGCGCUAAACUAGUGCUGCGAAACCGCGAGGGCGUCAAAGAGAGCAAAGAACUCGACGUUCUGACAGAUGAAGACGUGCCUGGCGCCGUGCCGCUGGAAUCCAUCCAGGGAAGCACGUAUGAGGAGAAGAUCGCUUUCAAAUGGAGGGAACCUGUUCAGACGUACGGAAUAAUCAAACAGUAUGAAGUCUUCUAUAAGGCCGUGAGCUCGUUUGACCCCGAGUUCAAUCUGUCCAAUCAGAGCGGGAAGAUUCUGAAGCUCAGUAACGAGACGGCUCAUGUGUUUGUGGGUCUGUAUCCCGGUUCGACGUACUCGUUCACCAUCAGAGCCAGCACUGUGAAAGGAUACGGGCCGCCCACCAUCACACAGUUCACAACCAAGAUCUCAUCGCCGCGUAUGCCAGGAUAUGAGCAAGAGACGCCGCUGAAUCAGACCGACAGCACAGUGACUGUCCUGCUGAAACCGGCUCAGAGCCGAGGAGCACCUGUCAGCGUGUAUCAGGUUGUUGUUGAAGAGGAGCGCCCGCGUCGUUCACAGAGAGCGGCAGAGAUCCUGCGCUGUUACCCGAUCCCUAUUCACUUCCAGAAUGCAUCCGUACUCAACUCACAGUAUUACUUCACAGCCGAGUUCCCUGCCGCUCGCAUACAGGCCCCGAUGCCCUUCACCGUCGGUGACAACCGCACGUAUGAUGGAUACUGGAACAUGCCGCUGCUGCCCCAUAAGAGCUACAGCAUCUACUACCAGGCUGUGAGCACGGCCAACGGGGAAACCAAAAUCGAUUGUGUUCGUGUGGCCACUAAAGCUGCCAUUAUAGUGACUCAGCUCACCACGCCGUAUGUGCGUAUCGCACCGGCAUCUGGCGACAACCAACUAACAGGUGCCGCCACCAGGAAGCCUGACACUGUGGAACCAGAGAAACAGACGGAUCACACGGUGAAGAUCGCCGGCGUCAUCGCUGGCAUCCUCCUCUUCGUCAUCAUCUUCCUCGGCGUGGUGCUGGUCAUGAAGAAACGGAGAACCUAUCACUCCUACACUUACUACCUAAAAUUGGCGAAGAAGCGCAAGGAGACGUUGAGCAGCACGCGGCAGGAGAUGACGGUGAUGGUGAACUCGAUGGACAAGAGUUACGCUGAGCAGGGCACCAGCUGUGAUGAAGCCAUCUCAUUCAUGGACACUCACAACCUCAACGGCAGACCUGUCUCCUCGCCGUCCUCGUUUACCAUGAAGACUAACACACUGAGCACCUCCGUGCCAAACUCCUACUACCCAGACCCUUUUGUGCCAACUGCUGUCUUAGAUGAGAAUCACACCAUGAACAGCGAAACCAGCAGUCUGGUCCAGUCGCACACUCAUUCCUAUAAGAAACGUGAAGCUGUGGACGUCCCGUACCAGACCGGACAGCUUCAUCCGGCGAUCCGUGUAGCUGAUCUUCUACAACACAUAACGCAGAUGAAAUGUGCUGAGGGUUACGGCUUCAAAGAGGAAUACGAGAGUUUCUUCGAAGGGCAGGCGGCGCCGUGGGACUCUGCGAAAAAAGACGAGAACAGGAUGAAGAAUCGUUAUGGCAACAUCAUCGCAUAUGAUCACUCGCGCGUCAGACUGCAGCCUGUGGAGGGAGAGCAGAGCUCCGAUUACAUUAAUGCAAAUUAUGUUGAUGGCUACCAUCGUCCAAAUCAUUACAUCGCUACACAAGGUCCCAUGCAGGAGACCAUCUACGACUUCUGGAGGAUGAUUUGGCAGGAGAACACGGCAACCAUCGUCAUGGUUACAAACCUGGUUGAAGUUGGCCGGGUGAAAUGUUGCAAGUAUUGGCCCGAUGACACAGAAAUCUACAGGGACAUGAAAGUGACACUGAUCGAAACACAGCUGCUGUCUGAAUACGUGAUUCGCACCUUUGCUGUGGAAAAGCGAGGAGCUCAUGAGAUCCGAGAGAUCCGGCAGUUUCAUUUCACGGGCUGGCCGGAUCACGGAGUGCCGUAUCACGCCACCGGACUGCUCGGCUUCGUGCGCAGAGUUAAAGCCAAGAGUCCAGCGAAUGCCGGGCCGAUGGUCAUCCACUGCAGCGCUGGGGCGGGACGCACCGGCUGCUUCAUCGUCAUUGACAUCAUGUUGGACAUGGCGGAGCGCGAGGGCGUCGUUGACAUCUACAACUGCGUGAGGGAACUGCGAUCUCGAAGAGUCAACAUGGUGCAGACGGAGGAGCAGUAUGUGUUCAUCCAUGACGCCAUCUUGGAGGCGUGUCUUUGUGGAGACACCACAAUCCCGGCCAAUCAGCUUCGCUCUGUUUAUUACGACAUGAACCGACUCGACCCUCAAACCAACUCCAGCCAGAUCAAAGAAGAGUUCAGAACAUUGAAUAUGGUGACGCCCACAUUACGCGUGGAGGACUGUAGCAUCGCACUGUUGCCGCGUAACCACGAGAAAAACCGCUGCAUGGACGUGCUGCCGCCGGACCGCUGUCUGCCGUUCCUCAUCACCAUCGACGGAGAGAGCAGCAACUACAUCAACGCAGCGCUCAUGGAUAGCUACAAACAGCCGUCUGCGUUCAUAGUUACCCAGCAUCCUCUGCCCAACACGGUGAAGGAUUUCUGGCGUCUGGUGCUGGAUUAUCACUGCACGUCUAUAGUGAUGCUGAACGACGUAGACCCGGCACAGUUGUGUCCUCAGUACUGGCCUGAGAAUGGAGUUCACCGUCACGGGCCGAUACAGGUGGAGUUUGUGUCGGCUGAUCUGGAGGAGGACAUAAUCAGCAGAAUAUUCCGCAUCUACAACGCUGCACGGCCGCAGGACGGGUAUCGUAUGGUGCAGCAGUUUCAGUUUUUGGGUUGGCCGAUGUACCGCGACACACCCGUGUCCAAACGCUCCUUCCUCAAACUCAUCAGACAGGUGGAUAAAUGGCAGGAGGAGUAUGACGGAGGAGAGGGACGUACUGUAGUACACUGUCUUAACGGUGGCGGUCGCAGCGGGACGUUUUGUGCGAUCAGUAUCGUGUGUGAGAUGUUGCGACACCAGCACUCGGUGGACGUCUUUCAUGCUGUUAAAACACUGAGAAACAACAAACCCAACAUGGUGGAUCUACUGGAUCAGUAUAAGUUCUGUUAUGAAGUGGCACUGGAAUACUUGAAUUCUGGGUAAAUUGUGUGGAAGCUGCUCCCCCUGAUUAUUAACCGCUGACCUCCCCCAAAUCCCUGGACACUAAAACACCUGAAUGUUUGAAACUGGAGCGGAGAGUUCUGGAGGAGAGCUGCUGAAACCACCAUAUCCGAGAUGCUCGAUUCUGUUUUUCCGGAGUGGACGAGACUCUUGCACUGCCCAGAUAAACUCUGUGUUUCCCGCACUCAUCUCUUUGCCUCUGUGUGCUCAUAUCAACAAGACUUCAGUAUUCGUCUGUCACAAGUUUUCAGCGCAGUCAUCUUUUCAUCCGCUUGUGUCUUUUUUUCUCAAACGUCAUUUUUUGCCCUUUUAAUCCUCAUCGUAUGAUCACGUCACAUCUGUGUGGAAUGCGCCGUCACGUGGAUGUGUUUAUUUUAUAUCAUCGCUUUUAAAUGUUUGUUUUUUGUACUUCUAUUAAUUCUUGGCAUGUACAGUGAAAUCAUACGUGGCAGUAAGAGCGCAGAUAUUAACGUGUUUUGUCGUCAUCUCUGUGGUCGCUACAAGAUUGAAAAACUGCUGAAAUAAAUUACCCACAUGCUGAAAUGUCCUGUCAGAGACCCAAAGCUUGUACCUGUGAUCUUUUUGUUUAUAUUGUAAAUAGCUGAAGUUCACCAGAUAAUUUAUUCAUUGGACUUUUUUUUUUUUUUUUUGUGAAUCACACUGAGUGACAAUCAUGUGUUAAUUUGGUCAUUAUUAUCAUAAGGACUCGGCAAAUAAUGGUGACCAGAUUGUAUUGUUAACUUUUUAUUUAUCUGGUAUGAAAAAGAAAAUGAAACUUAAAACGUAUAAAUACAUAUCUAUAUCUGCCAAUGUGUCGUUCAUGUGUCUUUUGUGCUCUUCAGAAUGUGUCAGUUAUUUAAAGGGAACAUCAUUUAUUUCGAUAUUUAAAAGAAAGUUUGUACAGUUUUAUAACUUCAGUGCAUCGUUACAUAGCUGAUUGGAUAAUAUGAGUUCAAACUCGUUGUAAAAUGCUGAUAAACACACCUUUCAGAGUAUGUACUAAAUUUGAUGAAAAAGUGUGAGUAACAAAAGCAGGUGUGAGUGCAUACAUCAUCUACAAUGUUGGCAUUGUCCUAUGACUCAUAUGUUUUUUUGGUUUUUUUAUCCCCUUUUCUCCCAAUUGGAAUGCCCAAUUCCCACUACUUAGUAGGUCCUCGUGGUGGCGCGGUUACUCGCCUCAAUCCGGGUGGUGGAGGACGAAUCUGAGACCGUCAAUCCGCGCAUCUUAUCACGUGACUCGUUGUGCAUGACACCGCGGAGACUCACAGCAUGUGGAGGCUCAUGCUACUCUCCACGAUCCACACACAACUCACCACACGCCCCAUUGAGAGCGAGAACCACUAAUCAUGACCACGAGGAGGUUACCUCAUGUGACUCUACCCUCCCUAGCAACCGGGCCAAUUUGGUUGCUUAGGAGACCUGGCUGUUGUCACUCAGCACACCCUGGAUUUGAACUCACGACUUCAGGGGUGGUAGUCAGCAUCAAUACUCGCUGAGAUACCCAGGCCCCCUUGACUCGUAUGUGUUGACGUUUAAGACACUAGUAAAAAAAAAAAGCAAAUUAUUUUACCAAAUGUUGAAAACAGGUCGAAUUUAUCCACAAAAAACACCUUCUCUGGCAUUAUGGGAUUAAGUAUCCACUGCUUGCAUGCUUUAGUAUUUCAGAAGAUGCAGUAUAAGAUGAUUAUUGAUUGAUUGUUCCACCUUAUCAUGACAAAACUGAGUUUUCUGGUAUCCUACUAAUUUGAUAUAAUGCAUGUGUGUGCGCUGUAGCAUGAAUUACAGAAUAAAGGGAAUACGGGUUAAAACCAUUUCACGACAUUGAA
Myxocyprinus asiaticus (Chinese sucker) is the source of this 6626-nucleotide messenger RNA. Its product is annotated as receptor-type tyrosine-protein phosphatase mu-like. The record is from RefSeq and is a predicted model, not a curated record. The transcript is spliced from 34 exons. NCBI's taxonomy places the organism in Eukaryota, Metazoa, Chordata, Actinopteri, Cypriniformes, Catostomidae. Gene Ontology annotation, biological process: protein dephosphorylation. Gene Ontology annotation, cellular component: membrane. Gene Ontology annotation, molecular function: protein binding; protein tyrosine phosphatase activity. The coding region runs from base 265 to 4782 and encodes 1505 amino acids.